AAUCAUCUUUUAGGGCGGGACAAAACGGGGUUUAUAUCCAGGUCAACGUUAUAUUAUUUUGAUACUACUGUAGCACAGACGCCGCGUUUAACUUUACAAACGUGAACGAUCUACACCGAAGAUGUCCGGAAGAGGAAAAACUGGAGCCAAGGCCCGCGCCAAGGCGAAGACCCGCAGCUCCCGCGCUGGUCUGCAGUUCCCCGUGGGCCGUGUUCACCGUCUGCUCCGCAAGGGAAACUACGCUGAGAGAGUGGGUGCCGGAGCCCCGGUAUACCUGGCCGCCGUGCUCGAGUACCUCACCGCUGAGAUCCUGGAGUUGGCCGGUAACGCCGCCAGGGACAACAAGAAGACCCGCAUCAUCCCGCGCCACCUCCAGCUGGCCGUCCGCAACGACGAGGAGCUGAACAAACUGCUCGGCGGCGUGACCAUCGCACAGGGCGGCGUCCUACCAAACAUCCAGGCCGUCCUGCUGCCGAAGAAGACCGGCCAGGCUGCACCGAGCUCCGGGAAGGCGGGAAAGAAGUCCUCCCAGUCUCAGGAGUAUUAGCUUUUAAGCUAACGCCGCUAAAAACCAAAGGCCCUUUUAAGGGCCACUCACUCACGGACAGAGCAGCUUUCCUCUCAAAGAUGUACAUAUGAAUAACGCCGCUUAUUACUGUAACACUUUCUUUGUAAAACGUUACAUUCAGGGGUUUUCAUUAAACAGCAAAUACGACUUUA
Oryzias melastigma (Indian medaka) is the source of this 720-nucleotide messenger RNA. Its product is annotated as histone H2AX. Bases 122 to 547 code for a protein of 141 amino acids. The record is from RefSeq and is a predicted model, not a curated record. Gene Ontology annotation, cellular component: nucleosome. The transcript has a single exon. Gene Ontology annotation, molecular function: protein heterodimerization activity; DNA binding; structural constituent of chromatin. Lineage: Eukaryota; Metazoa; Chordata; Actinopteri; Beloniformes; Adrianichthyidae.